GUAUUUUGCUUCUGUUGUAGACCCUCUCCAUCUACCUUAUCAAUGGAGGAUUUCCAGAGAGAUGAAGCCAUUGACUGCAAGGUUAUUCAGAUGAUCAGAGAUGACAUCCUGUCCUACUCCUCCACCAUCCCUGCCGACUUUGUCAAACAGAUCAUGAAGCUCCUCAACAGGGGCUCCAUCCACUCCACAUCUUCUGACUCGUUCAUAGACACAGAUUCCAGCAAAAAACUACGGGAAGAAUUUGCCAAGACCUGCUUUGAAACCCUUCUCCAGUUCUCUUUCAUCAACAAGUCCAAAGGUGAGGAGGGAGGAAUAACCAAGAUGGCGGUGAUGUCACUUCUACAGCGGUGCCAGGAAGUGGUGCGUAAACACGUGGAUGAUGAACGACUCAGCGGAAAGUGUCCGCUUCCUAGACCUCGGUUGGCUGAGAUGGCCUCUGUCCUAAAGGCAAUCACCACAUUAUUGAGGUCACAAAAGCAAGCCCCACCAGGAAACGGUCAGUUUAACAUGUACAGGUUUUAG
Molecule: messenger RNA, 522 nt
Organism: Magallana angulata
Lineage: Eukaryota; Metazoa; Mollusca; Bivalvia; Ostreida; Ostreidae
Product: protein MON2 homolog
Exons: 4
Coding region: 43-522 (159 amino acids)
Source: RefSeq, a predicted model, not a curated record